AUGAUGCAAAAACGUGGGAUGCCUGAAUGGGAAAAGGUAUCACGCAAUACUAUUAAAAAAGAUUGCAUGCAAGUUUAUGAAGCAGAAAAGAAGAAAUUAAAGGCAUUGUUGAAGACUGUCAGCAAGAUUAGUUUGACAACAGAUUUAUGGAAAUCAAGUAAUCAAAAGAUUGAGUACAUGGUUCUUACAGCACACUUUGUAGAUUCUAAUUGGAGAUUGCAAAAGCGUGUUAUUAGUUUUGUUCACAUACCUCCUCCUCGUCGCGGUGUUGAGAUUGCUGAUUGUAUUUUUAAGUGUCUAAAGGAAUGGGGAAUUGAAAACAAGGUGUUUACACUUUCUGUGGACAAUGCUUCAAGCAAUGAUGUGGCGAUUAGAAUUCUUAAAGACACUUUUUCAAGAAAUAGGAUGUUGCUUUGUGGAGGAAAAUUAUUUCAUGUUCGGUGUUGUGCACAUAUCUUAAAUCUCAUGGUUCAAGAUGGCCUUUCUGAGAUUAAGAAUGUGAUUGGUGAUGUUCAUGAAAGUGUCAGUUUUAUUAAUCAAAAUGAGGCAAGACUUAACUCAUUUUCUGAUAUAGUACAGCAGUUACAGUUACCUGAUAGGAAACUCAUUCUCGAUUGUAAAACACGUUGGAAUUCGACAUUCGAGAUGUUGUCGAUUGCAAUCAAAUUCAAAGAAGUGUUUUCGAGACUCAAAGAGCGAGAAUCUCAUUAUGAAUGUUGUCCAAGUCAUGAAGAUUGGGAAAAGGUGGAGAAAGUUUGUGAGAUUUUAGAAGUUUUUAAUUCAGCCACUAAAAUCAUCUCUGGAAGUGAUUAUCCAACUUCAAACCUGUUUCUGAAUGAAGUUUAUCGUGUGAAAGUGUUGUUGGAUAAAAGGAUGAAUGAUGAAAAUGAAUUUGUUCAAGCAAUGGUUCGUAAGAUGAAGAGUAAAUUUGAUAAAUAUUGGGGAGAAUGUAAUUUGUUGAUGUCUAUAGCAGCAAUCUUGGAUCCAAGGUGCAAAAUGAGGGUGAUUGAGUUUUGCUUUCCUCGAAUGUACCCUGAUAGAGAAGCAAAAGAAAAUAUUGCUAAAGUUCGAGAUGCCCUUUAUGAGAUUUAUGAUGAAUAUGCUCGUGAGUAUCAAUUUGGCAAUGAGCAUAGUGCUGAAACUCAAGUACAUGAUAAUGGUAUUAGUGGUAUGAAUAUAGAAGCUUCUUCUUCUGGUUGGUUUGAAUUUGCAAAUUAUGUAAAAUCAGUUGAAACUGCUCAACCACAACAGUCUGAUUUAGAUGUCUACCUAGCUGAGGGCUGUUUUAUCUGUGAAGGAGAUUCCACUAAGUUUCAUGCUUUGGAAUGGUGGAAAGCGAGCACUUUGAAGUAUCGUAUUUUAUCCAAGAUGGCUCGGGAUAUACUUGCUAUUCCUAUCACUACAGUGGCUUCAGAAGCUACCUUUAGUGCAGGAGGUAGAGUUAUUGAUACUUAUCGUGCUUCUUUAUCUCCUGACACAGUGCAAGCAUUACUUUGUGGAGGAGAUUGGUGUCGGAAUCUUCAUGGAGUGAAGAAGAAGAACAAAAAAGAGAAGAAAUCAAUUGAGAUUGCACUCAAAAUUCCCUAA
Durio zibethinus is the source of this 1587-nucleotide messenger RNA. NCBI's taxonomy places the organism in Eukaryota, Viridiplantae, Streptophyta, Magnoliopsida, Malvales, Malvaceae. The record is from RefSeq and is a predicted model, not a curated record.